Messenger RNA from Diabrotica balteata, 5849 nucleotides. Lineage: Eukaryota; Metazoa; Arthropoda; Insecta; Coleoptera; Chrysomelidae. The record is from the annotation of a GenBank genome assembly.
GUAAUUUUAGGUUUAGUUUUAAGAAUAAAACUUUUUACAGUGGCAUAAUUAUUUGUUGAGCAGCCUUCACAGUUUGUUGGUACAGGUCAGGGAUUUGGAACGUCUCCUCAACCGUUCAUUGUUGGACACAUUCCACCAGUGAGGCUUAAAAAUCAACCAAUACAGAAAAAAAUGGAUCCUCCAGCAUGCGUUCAGAACGCCAUGAUGACCAAAGACAAGAAACCCUUCACCUAUACCCCCGGAGGAAUAGACCUCUCCGAAGCUCGUUCGCCUCGACUUCAACGAAGAAUCGAGAGAAACGCUAAUUUGGGUGGAGUUGGUGACAUACCUCACAACCCUGCCCCUCAUCCCCCAAUCACAGGCCCUCUUCCGCCAUCCGCCUUGGCAGCGAUGCGUCCUCAACCGCAGGUGCAAGUAUUUCCUUCAGGUCCUCCACCACCAGCGCCCAUGCGCGGUGGAGCACCUCCCCCACCACCUCCGCCUAAGCAAGGAAUUCCUCCUCCACCUCCUCCACCUAGCUGUCCAUUACCUACUCAAAAAGUACAGACAUCUGAUAAUCAGGUUCUAGAAAGACCUGAUAUGACUAAAAUUAUCCCAGAUAACCCAAUGGCGAUGUUGAGAAAAACUGGAGGACCGCAACCAAGGAAAAGCCUGGUUGAUCAAAUAUUUGAGGAGAGUGGAAAGAGUGCUCCAGAGCCUAGAACUCCACCGGUCCAAAGCCAGCAACAAUUUCAACCUCCACAACAGCGAAUUCAGUCUGGAGGGACGCCAAUCUCACCUGUACCACAACAAACAUACAAACCUUCGCUACCACAGCAACAACAGCAGUACCAACCACAGGCUCAACCACAAUACCAACAACAGCAGUAUCAACCUCCGGUUCAGCAAACUACUCCCCCCAGAGAGCAAUAUUCUAGACCUAGCUAUCCGGAGCCUGUGAAAGAGCAACCAAGAUAUCAACCACCGGUAAUAGAAAGGCAACCAUCAGCACCCCAGAAUAACGGACAACAAGAAGUGAAAACAAGCACUGCACAUUUGGGAUCUUUGUAUAUUCCUCCCAUAAAUCAACAGCAACAAAAACGUAUAGUAUCGCCUCCCUCGCCCCCUGAAAGAAAUCUGGACUCCCCAGGCAUACAGACACCUCCUCUUCGAGAGGCUCCCAGACCUUGGCAAACGAAAAAGCCCCAAGAAGAGGUACCUACCUGGGCAAAGAGAGAAAACCAGAUCCCUAAUAAUGUAGACGAAGCAAGGAAAAUUUCGCCUCCUGCUUCGCAACAACAACAACAGAGGUGGCCACAGCCCCAAGCUCAGGGAAAUCCUCAACCUUCCUUUCAACAGCAACAGUACGAACAACCCAAAUAUAAUCAACAGCAGUUCCAACAAGCAUAUGCUAGCAGGCCAGAUGCGACUCAACAUCAACAGCCAAUAGGAAUUCGUAUAGAUAUCCGUACCAAACCACAAGCACCAUACCAAGAUCAGACAGAAUUGGAAAAUAGACCUAACGUGGUUUACGUCACUCAACCGUUGGUGUUGCAGCAUCCUGGUGCAGCUCCGCAAAGGCAACAAGUCCCAAACAAUCAAGGAGGGGCAAGGGUUGUGCCAGUACAAGUUGAAGGAACGAGGGCUGGAAAUGAAAGGGUUUUAAAUAGACAGCAGAGUUGGGGAAGCAACCCCGUGCAAUCUAAUUCGUUCAAAAUUAUCCAAAAAUUCACCAACACAGACGGUGAAGACGAAUAUGAUAACGUACCCAUCACUGAACACUCGCCCAAGUAUACACAGAACUUCCAACAGCCUGUUGAUCAGAUGAGACGAAUGAAACUGAACGACGGGGAACAAAGUAUUGCAAAUACUUUCAAACAAGAGAUGAACUUCCACGAUGAAGAAAACCCGAGAUACAGAGGGGGUCACAUUCCUUCAAAGGUUUUCAAAAUGUUGGAUGAAAGUGUGCCCCGUGGACCCCAACAACAGCAGUCUAAAGGACCCCAAGUUCGGAAUAUCCCUAUUCAAAUUGAAGGUGAUGAUACUCCCAGGCCAUAUGUGCAUCCAAGUGAACAAGUGGUACCGGAACCAAAAAAAUAUACUGGAAGCUCGAUACCCAGUAGAUCUUUCAAAAUUUUGCAAGCUAUGACUGCUCCAAAUGAUUAUGCCAAUGUAGAAGAGCAAAACGAAGAAACCCCAUACGAUGAAUGGGUAUACCCUCCCCAUUAUCCCCCUUAUCCUUACCCUCCCUACUGGUACGAUUAUUACCGUUACUAUUACCCUGAAUCCUAUCCCGAAGAAACCCCUAACAAAAAAUCUACCCCUAGAAGUAGUGUUUCUAGAAGUACCUCCCCAGCAAAAUCUGGUCGCCAUACUCCUCUCCCUUAUUGGGGGUAUAUGCCCCCUUAUUGUCCUUCACCCAACUCGACUGAUAGCGGCAAAGAGAUGCCACCACAAAAGCCAAUACCACCUCCUUGGUAUGGGUGCGAUCCAUAUUACCCUUCAGAACAAGACAGUACUGAUGUAGAUGAAAGUAGCAUAUCACAGGAAUAUUUACCAUACUAUGAUCCUUACUAUUAUCAUUACUACUAUGGAUAUCCACCAAUGUACCCUCCUUAUCCACCACGAUAUGCCAACAGCGACACUGACAGUACCAUUAACGGUUAUUCUUCAUUAGAUGAAAAGGGAACUAAAUGCAAAAAGGUUACAGAAAAUCAAAAGAAAGUUACAAAUGAUUCUGGCCCAAAGGCAAUGCUAACACCAACUUUAGUAGUAACUGAAGUUGUAACUAAACCAAUGGAAGAAAAAAUCGAAAGUACUACAGACUGUGAAACUGAUACAGAAACAGAUGAUGAAUAUAGUGCUCAUUUACAGAAAAAUCCCCUUCAGUCUAUGAAAUCUAUAACAAACAUUAUUUCUCUUAACACGGACAGUAGCGACGAAGAUAUUUCUAAAGAAGAAACGCAAGAAGAUGAUUACUCGGGUGAGUCCAAUGACGAAAUUGAUGAUGCCAGUUCUAUAUGUUAUGAAGACGAUGCCUAUCCGCAUCAACUUAGUGUUAUUAUGGAAGAGAGUGAAAGGACAGAAUCUAGAAUAAGAAGUUUGAGUGCUAUGAGUGAUACUACUACUCUAGCAGAAAGAAGUGAUCCAGAAGAAGACAUUGUAGACUACAGUAAACCAGAAUCGGAUGAGAGUAAACGCGAAAGUACUUCAGAUGACUAUGAUAAAGAUAAUGAAGAAGAAAAUAUUGUAUACUGCAGUAAACCAGAAUCGGAUGAUAGUAAACAAGAAAGUACUUUAAACGACUAUAAUAAAGAUAAUGAAGAAAUACAAGUAGAAGCUUACCAAGUUAAUGACAUUAAUGUAGACGAUUGUGAACAGGACGAUGAUGACAUAAAAAGUAAUGACAGUGAAGAUUGGUGGGGAAUAAUAGGAAAAGAAGACGAUGAUUUACCACCACCAAAAAAAACACAACUUUUUGACAAUGUAAACGUAGAGAAAAACAAUAUUUUCAAUGCCCAUGCUGCCAGUGAAGAUAUACUAGAAAGUGAUAAUUCAGACACUGAAGAUAUAGUUAGUAUUAAAGUUAGUGAUGUAGAACAUGAUAGAAUAGAUAAUUUAGAAAUACAUGAAGAGAAUACAAUAAGUAAGAAUAGCACAGAUAUUACCAAUAUAAAUAAAAACACAAUUCAAAAUUAUAUUGAAGAAAGUAAUAAAAAUAGUUCAGAGGUUACUAAUACGAAUACAAACGUAACUCAAAAUUGUAAUGAAGAAAGUAACUACACAGAAUAUACAGUAGUACGACGAAUUAAAAAGAAAAACAAUGUUGUACAUACAGAAACAGAAGUUAAAGAAAGUUCGUCUAGACCUCAAAGUAUAUACCAAUCUUUAGAAGAUCUCCAAUCAGAACCAAAAUCUAGACCUAGAAGCAUAUACGAAUCGUUAGAAGAUAUCCAGGCAGAAUCAACUGGAAGUCUUAUAAAAGUUGAUAAUUUUGUAGGUAUUUUGGAACAAAUUCAGAAAGAGACUGGUUUUUGGAACUUAAAUUCAAGGCUAAAUAACGAAAAAGCUAACGAACCUGUUAAGUUUAGAAGAACUAGAUCUGUAGAGGAAAAAAAUUUGGACGCAGAAAAAAGGUUUACUUGGACAUCAUUUGAAAACUUUAAUAGAGAAUCUCUGGAUGAUUUGGAAAACAAAAUAAAGAGGCUAUCUUGCGGUUCAUUGGAAGAUUUAAAAAUAAAUAUUAAAACACAAGAAACGGUUGAGGGUUCUACUAAUUAUAUUAAGUAUAAUUCUAGUUUGAGCUCAACACCUGUUGUUGAAACCCAAAUAGUUACUGAAGAUAUAAACGAUGAUAAUAAAUCUUCCACUAAUGAAUCACAAACCGAAGAAUCUGGUGACACAUCUGAUUCUUCUGCAUCAGAGAAAGACGAUAAAGAAACCAACAAUAAUCUAGCAAGAUUCGAUGACGACGCUGAUGUAAAAAUACCUACUAUAAAAGACCGAAUCCAAGCUUUAAGAGAAAGUAUUAACUCCAAAAGAAGACUAUUAUCGGAUGACACUAAAGAGUCAAGUAAGGAUAAGAUUUCUAUAAACGAUUCAACCAACAGAAGCAAAACAGCUUCUUCAAAAAGUAGCCUUAAGUCUUUUGAAGAGUUCAGUGAAGAAGAAGAAGUAGAUUCAGGAGUUACAUCAGACAUGAGUAGGCAUAUAUCAGAUACAGAAGAGUUUCCUGAGUUGAGAAAACUUACGAAAUACCAAAGAGCAGCUACACACUCAAGAUUGUUUAAACUAUUACAAGAAGAAUGCAAUAACGAGGACGCUGAAGAUGCUGAAGAGACCAAGCAACCUUUAGACCUGAAUUUAAACGACGCUAAAACUCCAGUAAAUGAACGACUAGUUAACGAGUUGGUGGAUAGUUUACUUAAACUUAAAAAAGGACAAGCGUUUAAGAACUUACCCAAAGAAAAGUUAUAUGCAGCUGCCGUAAAAAUAUUACAAGAAGAUAUGGAGGUUACAGAUACUCUUUCUGGCUAUUCCACAAGUGUCCAAACACCUCAAGAAUUUGGAACCAAUUAUGACGAUUAUAAGCAAUACUACGAAACGUGGGAUAGAAGUGAAGAAAACUUUGACAUAUUUCCUUCAAAAGCCUUCAAAGUUCUGCAAGAAUUAUCAAGCAACAAACCAGGAGGUGGAUUGAGCUCUAUAAUAAAGUGCCCCAAGGUGUUAUCCUCUAAAAACAUUCACAAGAAACUUAUCAGACUUUUAGAAAACUCAGAAAACUCUUCUAGUCCCAUUCCUGACAAACCUCCCUUAGAUACGAACGAUGUAACGAGAGUCUCUUGAUAAUCCAAAGGGACUUUAAGCGAAAAAUUGAUAAUUUGUUGGACCCGGUUUUAAUUAGAGAUCAUGCAGAUCAUACCGAUUUUUAAUGUAUCCACUGGCCGAUACUGAAGAAACGAAAAGAAGAAGGUUUGAACAGUGGAAAAAUAUUUUCUGGAAAAUAAAAUAAUUAUAAAUUAGGCAUUUUUAAAACCGCAGGGUGUGAUUGUGCUGCUUGAAGAACACGCAUUUUUAAUAUUUUCUUACCCUCUUCGAGAGGGACUGAAACCGUUCUUUGGUACAUUUUUUAAUACUUCGACGUAAUGUUCUCAUGUCAGGAUUGUUUUUUCAAGUUUUCGGUUUCGAUAAGUAAACAUGAUGUAUAUAAAAGUUAAUAUUGUAAGGUGUAUGAUCACAAUAAUGUAUAUUGUUUAAAUAUGUAUAUAAAUCUAGGCAUCUGAAAUGAAUUCUUCUAUUGCAUUGUUAUUAAAAAAGAGCUCAUGUUAAAAAAUGAACACUGUAUGUAUUUUUAAAUAAAUGUUUUAACU